UUUCAUUCCAUGGCUUCAUGUUGGCAUGGGGGUGACUACAAAUUCACAGGAUGUGCGAGAGCUAAUACCAGAGCUCUUUUAUAUGCCAGAAAUCUGCAUGAAUACAAAUCGAGUUCGGUUUGGUUGUAAACAAGGAGGAGAAGCGAUGGAUUCACUUGAAUUACCGCCAUGGUCUCAUGGAGAUCCGUACGAGUUUAUUUAUCGAAUGCGGGAGGCUCUUGAAAGCGAUUAUGUUUCUUCAAUGCUACAUCAUUGGAUCGAUUUGAUCUUUGGGUAUAAGCAGCGGGGCAAGGAAGCCAUUGCCGCGCUCAAUGUUUUUAACUGGCACUCCUAUGAGGAGCUGGACAAGAACCGUGAUACGGAUGUGGAUCGACAAUUGCUUAUCGAUUCCCUUGAUAACAUUGGGCAAACUCCCGUUCAACUCUUUACGCAGAAUCACAUUGAACGACGCCCCUAUGAUUUGUUGGAUCCAAUAAGUUGCUCUAUGGGUGUGAAAACAAUUGAUGUUCAGCGCACCUGUUCCUGUGUUGCUCGUGUGGCGUUAUUCGCAUCGGAUCGUGUCCUUCUUGUGGGUGGGAAUGGGACGGCUCUGCUUUUCCGGCUUAUUGUGGCUCCUCUUACGAAACGGGCGAGACGCGCAUGUUCUGCUGGCUCUGUUGGUUCGGCGGCGGCAACAGGGGCGGGGGAAAACUCCGUGGCAGCUUCUGCAGGCAGCGGGGGUUUGCCGAGUUUGUCAAAUAUGACGCCUUUGGCAUCGGGCCGCGGCGGCGGAAUUUCUCGAGGCCGCCCCAGCGUUGAUAUGUUGGAGGAAGUUGAGCGUCGUACUGCGCCUCUUCCCACAGGCGUGGUUCCGAACACGAGCAAAAAGGCCGGUGGUCCGUGUGAGACGGAGAAUGUGGCGGUGCUUUCCUUCGAUAACGAAGUGUUUGUGGCCUUUGGUGGUCUCUUUGACAAUACUUUUGUGAUUCGUCCGCUGGACUCCUCUUCCGUCUUUGCGGAGGAGCGCCUAAGUGCGCAUCGCGGCCGCGUUGUGCGCAUCACUGCGAGCUCCAACAGUCGCUACAUCGUGAGCGGCGCGGAGGACACCACCUUUGUUGUGUGGAGUUGUCAGCUGCAGCAGGGGCGUACCAGGCUGCGAGUGGAGCUGCUCUUUACGGUGUAUGGGCACGAGGAUAAUCCCACCGCCGUAGACCUCAGUCCCGUGCUUGACCUUGUCGCCACCGCCAGCAGGGACGGUGUGCUGAUGCUGCAUAGUCUUACGAGCAGUCGACUGGAGCGCAGUUUGAGGCAUCCGGAGAAUUUUUCCAUUGACCGCGUGCUUAUCCAAGCGACAUGUUACCUGCCGAAUAUUUUAUACGCCUCCGCGUUGGAUCACGUUAUACAUCAGAUUGGCGUCAAUGGUGUGGCGUUGCGGUCAGUCACCGCCCCGGGGCGUAUCACGAGUUGGUGCGUCACACCAAAUCAGUACAUUCUCGUCACGACCAAAUCCUUUACAAAUUUGAAUGCAUCGGAGGAAUCUGGCGGGACGGUUUUCUUUCUACAUUCCUUCUACCUUUCUUUUUUGAACUCUGUGCCGUGUCCGUUGAGAAGUUUUGGUGCCACACUGACGUGCUGCGCGGCUCAUCCUUCCAACCCGCAGGUGAUUGUGUGCGGCUCCUCUGAGGGAUCCUUGUCACUCUUACGCGUUGAGUUGUGA
Molecule: messenger RNA, 1696 nt
Organism: Trypanosoma cruzi
Lineage: Eukaryota; Euglenozoa; Kinetoplastea; Trypanosomatida; Trypanosomatidae
Exons: 1
Molecular function (GO): protein binding
Source: RefSeq, a predicted model, not a curated record